AUGUGCAAGUAUAAAGUAUAAUAGUAAUACAUAAAGUAUAAUAGUAAUACAAACUGUAUAAAAACUGUGUUACAUGUGCAAGUAUAAAGUAUAAUAGUAAUACAAACUGUAUAAAAAAUGGUUUGUUGCAUGUGCAAGCAAAGUAUAAAGUACAAUAAUAGUAAUGCAAACAGUAUUAAAAAACUGUUACCAGACUGUAAUUUAUGUUAUAAAGAUGAAUGCUGGUCAGCGGGUUGAACUUCUUGUAUACAACUACGUCGCCUUGAGCAGUCUCGAUCUGCUGCCAAGUUAAACCAGCGGAUAGCAUGUUUACAUAUGUCGUGGUCAGUGGAACUGCGGGAGAUGGGAUUUUUUUCUCAUAGAAUCUGCAAUCACAAAAGCAGAUUUAAAUUUUAAUCAUCAUCCAUCACCACAAUUUACUAUUGUAACAGGACACAAUCUCCACUAAUAUCUUUCUGUAAGCAGAAAAUAAUUUGUCAACUAAAGCUCUGAAUAAUAUUUCUUCUUUUAUUAGACCAGCUUAAGAAGUAGCUCUACAAGUUUAUAUUGACGCUGUGUAGCGUUUAUAAAAAGUGAAACGCUGGAAACAAUACCUCAGUGUGUGAAUAGCAAAGGUAUGAACUGGCUGGUGGCAAGAGCUGUCGUAGUGGAGCACAUAUUGUUGACCCAGAAAAAUGUGUGAACAUUUUAAAAUGGGUACUUACGCAGGAGCAGUGUUUUUGAUGACAUCUGGUUGAAAGACUUCUUCCCAUUGACACCUUUCUGAAGCAGAGGCUGCUCACUUUAUUUUAUCUGGAAGUGACAAGCCUUGUUUAAAGGCCCAAUGGAUCAAUGACUAUAAAGGUAUGUUAUAUGUUGUUCCUUAUGGCUGCUGCAUGAAUAUUACCGGAGCUGCAACUAAUGUUUAUUAUAAUAUUUAGUAAUAUAUAACAAUUGUUUCAGUUUCCCUGAGGGAACCUCCCAAAUUGAUCAAUAAAGUUAUCUAUCUAGAUUAAAACUGUUUUACAUUUCCAUGUAUUUGAAAUUUAUUGCAAAAUAUUUUAAUUUUUUUUAUUAUUGGUAUUUAUUUAUUGUUUCAACUCAUUUGUUGCAUCCAUGAACGUAAGCAUCUAGAAAAUCCCCUCACAAUUAAAACAUUUUAUGAUUGUUUGUUCUGCAUGUUUUGUCAGUUGCUGAUCAGCUGCAGUAAACCUGAUUUGGAUUGUAUUACUUAACACUACUUAUUGAACAUCUUGUAUUAGGACAUGGUGUAUUUGCCUCUGAACCAAUUGAAAAGGGAUCCUUUGUAGUCGAGUACCGUGGGGAGCUUAUCUCAGAACAUGAACGGGACAAGCGGCAGAAAAAGUACACAGAAAAGCAAACUGCUUUCCUAUUUGAUUUUAGAUGGAAAAAUAACACAUGGUGGUAAGUAAAGGCAUAUACAAUAUCAGUUGUUCUUCACAACAUUAUGUUUUUAGUGAACAAAUCAUAUGUUCUUUUCUUCACUUUUAGCAUUGAUGCCUCCCGUGAAGACGACUCACUUGGCCGGCUGGUUAAUGAUGACCACAAGUACCCAAACUGCAAGAUGAAACAGCUGGCAGUCCAGGAUAAACCUCAUCUCUGCUUGUUUGCUAUUGACAAUAUCCAAGCAGAGAGUGAAAUCACCUAUGACUAUGGAGAAUCUAUGUGGCCAUGGCGAGCUCUGACGCCAAGUGUUGAGACCAUGUCCCAACCUCCUACAGACCAAGAAACACCAAGUGUUGAGACCAUGUCCCAAACUCCUACAGACCAAGAAGUGAGUGAAAAAUCGGAAGAAAAGUUAUGAGCCACCAAAGCUGUUUUUGGAAACCGGCCUUCAAGUGACACCACGCCUGGUGAC
This is a messenger RNA of Nothobranchius furzeri (turquoise killifish), 1858 nucleotides long. NCBI's taxonomy places the organism in Eukaryota, Metazoa, Chordata, Actinopteri, Cyprinodontiformes, Nothobranchiidae. The record is from RefSeq and is a predicted model, not a curated record.